GUCACCAUAUUCGUAGUCAGAGAUUGUGCUCCUUUCUAAUGUUCCGUGAUUGUUACCUAUCUCUUGAUCUUCACACUUUUCUAAGCUUAGCCGGCGUUAGAAGAAAAUCGUCCGAGGUCGGUGUGGACCGCGGAGAGGCAGUGGUCAGCAGUGGUGGUGUGGAUAGUGUGAAGCUGUCAGAAUUUGACGCUUGUGAAGCUGGCGAUAAUAGAUUGAUAAGCCGGAUUUGCAAUUCGUCGAUUGUCGUAUGAAAUUGCGGUAUUCCUAGGUGUAUUUUUGCUCAUUUAUUGUUACUCUGGGUAAGCAUCAGUGUUAUCAAUAUUUCACCAGAAUUUGAAUAAGGAUAUCCGCAUAUCCGCAUAAGAUGGGACACUUUUGGUCAAUUGGCUUGAUAAUUUUCGUACUGACUGUGGUUCUCUUGGCUGUCAAACAGUUCUUUUGGCACGGCCGGCAAAAGCAAAUCAGAAACAAACAUGUCGUGGUUACCGGAGGCUCUAGCGGCAUUGGAAAAUGUAUUGCAAUAGACGCAGCUCGUCGAGGAGCGCACGUCACGAUAAUAGCAAGAGACCUGAAAAAGUUGGAAGCGGCCAAGCACGAAAUAUUGCAGGCAUGCAAACACAAAGAUGUGCAGAAGGUGGAGUGCGUAUCUUUAGACAUUGGAAGCAAUUAUGAAAAUGUUGAGAAAACUUUCAACACCAUCGAACGCACCAUUGGUCCCAUCUACAUGCUGAUUAACUGUGCAGGCACAGCUAUCUGUGGAAAAAUCGAAGACACUACAGUUGACAAUCUAAAACACAUGAUUAAUCUCAAUUUCAUGGGAACAUAUUAUUGCAUUAAGGCUGUAAUAUCACGUAUGAAGAGUGCCAAUGAAGGAAUCAUAGUGCUGACAUCGUCACAAGCUGGUCUCUUGGGUAUCUUUGGUUUCUCAGCAUAUGGGAGCACAAAGUUUGCCCUUCGAGGCUUGGCAGAAAGCCUGGCAAUGGAAGUAGCGCCCCAUAAUAUUUCAGUGACGCUAUCCUUCCCUCCAGAUACUGACACUCCAGGAUUUUCAAUUGAAGAACAAAAUAAGCCCUUGGAAACUAAGUUAAUAUCCGCAGGAUCGGGGCUUUUCACACCUGAAGCCGUUGCUGAGCAACUGAUGAAGGAUUCUCUGAGUGGGAAAUUUUUCUCAACGAUAGGCCUAGACGGUUUCAUCUUGGUCACACUCUGCGCAGGGAUGUCCCCAUUCUCUUCGAUCUAUGAAUUAUUGCUGCAAUCAUUACUGGCAGGAAUACUGAGACUAGUUGGAGCCUGCUACCUAAUUUCAUUCCAAAAAAUUAUUUUAGACUGUAUGAAGAAUCGUGACAAAAACAAGAAAUCAGAGUAAAUAUAUCAUGUAUCCAAUGAAAAUGAACUCUUGGUUCCGUUUUUCUCUUGAUUCUUACAAUGCAUAAUUGAUACUGAAUAUUUGAAACGCCUUCUUGUUACGAAGGGAUAGGUAUUUAUUUUUAACAGACAAACUGUAUUAGUUUUAUAUUAUAUGUGUAUUCAUACCCGAUAUAUUGCGCAAAACUAUGGCUCGUUUAGAAAGAGUGCACAAAAUAUAGGUUCGUCAAACAGUAUAUAUUUAUCCGUAUUUUUUAUAUUGGUACAAAUGUUUGUGUCUACUUCGUCAAUGAAUAAACAAAAUUAUUUUCUCUGA
Molecule: messenger RNA, 1681 nt
Organism: Neodiprion fabricii
Lineage: Eukaryota; Metazoa; Arthropoda; Insecta; Hymenoptera; Diprionidae
Gene: Kdsr
Product: 3-ketodihydrosphingosine reductase
Exons: 4
Coding region: 365-1366 (333 amino acids)
Biological process (GO): sphingolipid biosynthetic process
Cellular component (GO): endoplasmic reticulum membrane
Molecular function (GO): 3-dehydrosphinganine reductase activity
Source: RefSeq, a predicted model, not a curated record